GUUUCAUGCGUAAUUUUUCUAGAGUCAUGCUUGCUCGGUAUUCUCGAUUUAUUCUUGGAAAAGCGUUUAUCCCCAAAAAACUGUAUGAUUUCAGAGAAUUUGUGCAUUGAUCGUGUGACUUUGACAUCAUGUUCAAAAAAUUUGAUGACAAGGAAAGCGUGUCUGGAGUCAUUCAGCUGAAGUCUUCAGUGCAGAAAGGCAUUCGUAACAAACUCAUGGAAGAUUACUGCUUCAUCGAAGACUACAUAGACCUUAUUCUCCCGAAGAAGGACUCGUUUCGCAUCGCCCGGUGUCAUGAUCAUAUAGAAAUAUUGAUAAACUCGGCUGGAGACCAGUUAUUUUUCAAGCACCGCGACUCUCAGUGGAUGCCUUCUUUGCGUUUGCUCCACAAAUAUCCGUUCCUUUUGCCCUGGCAGCAAGUUGACAAAGGUGCAAUAAAGUUCGUCCUCAGUGGGGCAAACAUCAUGUGUCCUGGUCUAACCUCGCCUGGUGCAAAGAUGACUACUUCUCCAGAAAAUGCAGUAGUGGCAAUUAUGGCGGAAGGGAAGGAGCAUGCUUUAGCCGUUGGAGUUAUGAAAUUGUCGUCUGGAAAAAUCUUGGAGGUGAACAAAGGCAUCGGUGUAGAAAAUUAUCACUACCUCAACGACGGCUUAUGGAAUAUGAAACCCAUCAAGUGAAUCUCGAGGAGAUCGAACCUGUGAUGAUUUUUCUGAUUGCGAUUAAAAUGGCGCAAAGCA
Molecule: messenger RNA, 737 nt
Organism: Notodromas monacha
Lineage: Eukaryota; Metazoa; Arthropoda; Ostracoda; Podocopida; Cyprididae
Source: the annotation of a GenBank genome assembly